AUGUCUGAAGAUGAAGAAAAAGUGAAAUUACGCCGUCUUGAACCAGCUAUCCAGAAAUUCAUUAAGAUAGUAAUCCCAACAGACCUGGAGAGGCUAAGAAAACACCAGAUAAAUAUUGAAAAGUAUCAAAGGUGCCGAAUCUGGGAUAAGUUGCAUGAAGAGCAUAUCAACGCAGGCCGUACAGUUCAGCAACUCCGUUCCAAUAUCCGAGAAAUGGAGAAACUUUGUUUGAAAGUCCGAAAGGAUGACCUAGUACUUCUAAAGAGAAUGAUAGACCCUGUUAAAGAAGAAGCAUCAACAGCAACAGCAGAAUUUCUUCAACUCCAUCUGGAAUCUGUAGAAGAACUUAAGAAACAAUUUAAUGAUGAAGAAACUUUAUUACAACCUUCUUUGACCAGAUCCAUGACUGUUGGUGGAACAUUUCAUACUGCUGAGGCUGAAGAUGAUCCUCAGAAUAUGACUCAGGUAUAUGCGUUGCCUGAAAUUCCUCGAGAUCAAAAUGCUGCAGAAUCAUGGGAAAGCUUAGAAGCGGACUUAAUUGAACUUAGCCAACUGGUCACUGAUUUCUCUCUUCUAGUGAAUUCUCAGCAGGAGAAGAUUGACAGCAUUGAAGACCAUGUCAACAGAGCUGCUGUGAAUGUUGAAGAGGGAACCAAAAACUUGGGGAAGGCUGCAAAAUACAAGCUGGCAGCUCUGCCUGUGGCAGGUGCACUCAUCGGAGGAGUGGUGGGGGGUCCGAUUGGCCUCCUUGCAGGCUUCAAAGUGGCAGGAAUUGCAGCUGCACUUGGUGGUGGGGUGUUGGGCUUCACAGGUGGAAAACUGAUACAAAGAAAGAAACAGAAAAUGAUGGAGAAGCUCACUUCCAGCUGUCCAGAUCUCCCCAGCCAAACUGACAAAAAAUGCAGUUAA
Molecule: messenger RNA, 909 nt
Organism: Puma concolor (puma)
Lineage: Eukaryota; Metazoa; Chordata; Mammalia; Carnivora; Felidae
Gene: STX17
Product: syntaxin 17
Biological process (GO): vesicle fusion; exocytosis; intracellular protein transport
Cellular component (GO): SNARE complex; autophagosome membrane; plasma membrane
Molecular function (GO): SNARE binding; SNAP receptor activity
Source: RefSeq, a predicted model, not a curated record